Molecule: messenger RNA, 1727 nt
Organism: Rhodofomes roseus
Lineage: Eukaryota; Fungi; Basidiomycota; Agaricomycetes; Polyporales; Fomitopsidaceae
Exons: 3
Coding region: 159-1412 (417 amino acids)
Source: RefSeq, a predicted model, not a curated record
CAAGCGUCAUGCUCCUACUACGAUGUGCCGCGUGGACAGGAUAGAAAUCGCUGAAUGGUUCGUUUGCGAGCUGCUUGAACCGCCUAGCAGCGCCUUCGCCGAUACUGCUCGUUCACCGGCAAGUACUAGGACGGCAACUCCUGCGACACGUCACGGUCAUGUCAGAGCAUCUUCGUGGAUACCAUCGAGGAGGAUACUUCGCUCGCCCCGGCUCCGGCGACCGCGCCAUGAUGGGGCCGCUGCAUCCCGAACCCGUCAAAACCGUAGAAAGGCCCUCACUGACUGCUAAAGAUGACAUCGCCAUCAAGCAUUUCGAGCACAUCGGAUCGUACAGCUGGGUCGAGGCGAGGAAACCUACGGUGGUCAUACCAGGCUCUCCUGCCUAUUGGCGUGACCGCCCGCUUCCAUAUCAAGUAUCCGUAGACGCCAAGGAGCAAUUUGUGGACCAAGGGGGAGAGCGCAUGGGCUGUAUGGCUUUAUACCCGCUCAUACGCGCAGUGGAUCUGGAGUCGGAGGAGCAAGGCAACGACUUCGAUUGGGGUGCCGUCGAUUUCGUCGGCGAUCGUAACAGCCUGCGCAAGCUGUUGUCGUGGGUACAAGAUAACGAUGGACGAUAUAAGCCAUUCAGGAUCGAUACGCAGCUGGUCGGCCAUCGGACUGUCCUGCUCAACCGCUGGGAGACACGAAUGACUGGAGCGGCAGGCCACUGGCCUAUCAAUUUCCAACGCGAGAGCACCUACAAGCCGCCUGGCUACGAACAUAUUCCGACCGUCUCGCAUCACCGCGUCGCUAAAUACGACUUCGGUGGUCUCACUAUGGUCGUCCGCUUCUCAGUGGACGCCUGCACACCACUCAAGGCUGCGGACAGGGCGAUGCAGACUCCGCGACUUGGAGUAGGCUCUGCCGACGUGGACAGCCUCUCGUCUAUGCUGUCUGGUAUGAGUGUUACCUCUCACCCAGCAAGAAGCCUCGAGAUCGACAGAGAGGCAUCCACCCCGGAACUCGACAUCAUUCGAGUUAACUCGCCCGUCGUUCCCCAGAGCUCACUCAUCGAGAUCACUACCCGCUCGGAGAGGAACGUCACGGCAUACAAAUGGGUAGACACAUAUCCCCAGCUCUACUUCUCGCAAACCGCGUACCGAUACUUGGCGGUCCACCAACAAGGCAACUUCAGAGAAGUGCGGAAACACGCUCUGGAGGACCCGGAGAUGAAGAGGAUCGAGGCGCAGCUGCAGGGCGACUUCAGGAAGCUGAGAUCCGCCUUGCAGGUGAUCCAGGACCUCGUUGUCGAGCACGGGGAGCGGGGCAGGCUCAGCCUGGUCUUCGAAGGCGGUAUUUGCCGGGUCUUCGAGCGAAGAUCCGCUGAGAGCUGUCUUCCUGAUACCAUGCUGAGGCGUUUCGAGGGAUUCUAAUCCAUGAGGUCGGGCUCGAACAUCAUGUGCUUCGAGUCAUGUAUGGACUAUCUGCAUGGCCGUUUGAAUCUGUCCGCGGAUGUGUGCUGAGAGGCCGCUGUUUAUUUCUUCCAUCGCAGAAUAUAGGGUCAUCGUUGUGGGCAUCCCUUCUCUCGUCCAUGUGGGUGUCAAUCUAUCGCCUCGAAUGCCGUUUAGAUUGCUGCGUAUGCCUGCCAUUACCCACGGACGGGCACGCGGUACAUGCAUGUCGGUCGGGGAGCGCUGGCAACUCGCACGGGUCGAUCGAAGCAAAUCAGGCCAUAGAUCAUCAUAUAA